AUGUAUCAAGCUAGGUCUAGAGCUGGCGAGCUCUUAAACGAGUUGAAGAAUGAAGUUGAUAACCUCAAUCAUGAUUUAGGACUUUACAAGAUACAUAAAGAUGAAUACGAACGAAAGUUCCAAAGUCAAAUGCAAGAAUUGCAACAUAUACAACAAAGUCUGAUAGAGUUGGAGAGAACUCAUAAUAGGGUCAAGGGUCAAUAUGAGGACGAGAUUAUGAGGUUAAAGAAACAGUUGGAGCAGGCGACAGGAUCGAGGGAUCUGAACAGCCCAAGCACAUUCAGAUCACAGAGUCCGGCGCCAGCAUCAGUCGGCCAGGCCCGAAGCACACCGACUCCAACCAUCCCAGACAAAGCCCCGCGCAGACGCUCCGGCGAGUUCUAUCCACAGCAGCCAGGUCAACCACCUCAGCUUCCACAACAGGGUGGUGGUGGUGUUGGCGGCGCACCCUCCUUCCCAGCGCUGUCCUCAAUUGACCAACGACUCAAACAGGAAAAGAAGGGAGUUGAGAUUGAGCCAAUGGAGCAACAGCAUCCAAAGGAGAAUAUGGGAGAUGAAAGAAGAAGAUAUAGCGAGGCAGAUGAUAAUGCCAAGGAAGGACAGGAUUGGCUAGUUGGAUACAAUCCAAAUGUACAAACAAACUUGAACAUAGAUUUGGCGCACACUUUUAUGCAUGGCAGCGUCGUGUGCUGUGUAAAGUUCAGUCCAGACGGCAAGUACCUGGCAUCAGGCUGCAACAGAAAUGCAACAAUAUACGACACUGAGACAGGAAGAAACGUUUGCCAAUUCUAUGAUGAUGGAGAUAAGGAGGGCGACCUCUACAUUCGAUCAGUAUGUUUCAGUCCAGAUGGAAAGUAUCUGGCAACAGGAGCAGAGGACAGGACUGUCAAGGUUUGGGACAUUGCGCACAAGAAGGUGCACCAGAAGUUCAGCGGACACGAGUUGGACAUUUACUCGUUGGACUACUCCCAAGACGGCAGGUUCAUCGUAUCCGGCAGUGGAGAUAAGAAGGCAAAGAUCUGGGAUCUCAAGGAAGGAAGAUGCGCAUUCACAUUGGGCAAUGAAGAGGUAGGACCAAAGAAUGGAGUCACUUCUGUUGCGAUCAGUCCUGAUGGACGUUUGGUGGCGGCUGGAUCGCUCGACAAUAUCGUCAGACUUUGGGACGCCCAUUCAGGCUACUUCCUCGAGAGAUACGAGGGUCACAUGGACUCGGUCUACUCGGUGGCCUUCUCGCCAGACGGAAAAUCUUUGGCAUCAGGCAGUCUCGACAAGACACUGAAGCUUUGGGAUCUGUCUGGCUCAAGGUCGCGCUCAAGAUGUCGCUCCACAUUCACUGGCCACAAGGACUUUGUCCUGUCAGUGGCCUUCUCACCAUGUGGCAAUUGGUUGAUCUCUGGCUCCAAGGAUCGAUCAGUGCAAUUCUGGGACCCCAAGACAGGCACAACUCACAUGAUGCUGCAGGGACACAAGAACUCAGUCAUCUCUGUGGCCCUGUCGCCCAAGGGCGGUCUGUUUGCCACUGGCAGUGGAGACUCGAGAGCAAGACUUUGGAAGUAUGACUCC
Molecule: messenger RNA, 1563 nt
Organism: Acytostelium subglobosum LB1
Lineage: Eukaryota; Evosea; Eumycetozoa; Acytosteliales; Acytosteliaceae
Exons: 5
Molecular function (GO): protein binding
Source: RefSeq, a predicted model, not a curated record